Molecule: messenger RNA, 909 nt
Organism: Mesorhabditis spiculigera
Lineage: Eukaryota; Metazoa; Nematoda; Chromadorea; Rhabditida; Rhabditidae
Source: the annotation of a GenBank genome assembly
AUGGCCAGCGAGGCGUGGAAACGCGCUUCCACCAUUAUACUGUUAUCAAAAUCGACGCGUCGUGUGUUGAUGUUGGAACGUGGGGCGACGGCCCCUUUCAUGCCAUCUCUACAUGUAUUCCCGGGUGGAGUAUGCGAACCCAAUGACGCCAAACUCGGUGAUGACGGCAAGGCGGCUGCUUUGAGGGAACUCUUCGAAGAAACGGGGCUCGUUCCGUUGGCAAAUGGCCAGGCCCUGACUGCCGCUACUGACGAGAAACUCGCCGAAUUGCAGUUGUCGACUAGGAAGGAGCCGAAUGCCUUUGUCAAGUACUUCUCGGGUCUCUCCUCAGCCAUUCCCUUCUCUUCUAUCUAUCGAUGGUCAAAAUGGCUGACCCCGAAUUAUGGCAAGAAGCGAUACAUGACCGAAUUUUUCGUGUUGCCGGUCGAGGGAGAGCCGCAGACCAAGAUUUGCACUCGUGAGAUGACGUCGGCGGUGUGGAUCGAGCCGCUCGACGCGCUGCCCCUCGCCUUCAGGGGUACCCUCGAUUUGCCACCGCCUCAAAUAUACGAAUUGACACGACUCGCACAGACGCCAACCGAUCAGCUCGACAAAGCCGAAAACAAGACGAUUAUUUGCCCCCAACAGUUGACGGGCAAGGCGAGCGGUGCCGUGGCGUUCAUUUACCCGGGCGAUCGAUUGUAUAAAGAUGACGAUCAAUCAUAUCUCUAUCCACCCGAAAUUGUCGAUGAUGUCAAGCUAGCCGCCGGCGCAGAAGAUGCUCCCCUUCAUCGUUGUGUCUUCCCCACUCGGCCAUCAACAAAGGGAUGUCGACUAUAUUUGCAGAAGAUCCCCAAGCAGUACAGAUUCCACCGUUUCGACACGCGCAACAAGGAACUCGACGAGAUCAAGCUCGACGCCUGCAAAAUG